Penicillium odoratum is the source of this 3429-nucleotide messenger RNA. RefSeq lists its product as uncharacterized. Bases 1 to 3429 code for a protein of 1142 amino acids. Lineage: Eukaryota; Fungi; Ascomycota; Eurotiomycetes; Eurotiales; Aspergillaceae. The record is from RefSeq and is a predicted model, not a curated record. The transcript has 3 exons.
AUGCUACACCGCUCGGCCCUGGAAGAUGAACCAAGAUCGUUCCACCCUAGACGUCCCUCGGGGUCUCUUAUCGAUCCCCCAUCGGCCGCUCCCCCCAAUCGCCCGGCCUCUCGCUCCUCCCGUCCGGGAUCUCGCAAUCGAAUGGGGAAGGCCUCGAGGGCCGUUACCCCGACAGGGCUUGGUGUGCUGACGGAGAAUGCUCCAGGUCUGGUCGCAGAUGGUUCGUGGGGCAGUAGCCCCAUUAAAGAAGGCUUGGGGAGUGUGAACCGCUGGUCGCAGUCCACCGCAUCGAGCAAGGGUUUACCGGAUUAUGCGGGGCAUCGUCGAGGGAGCUCUAAGAUGUCGAUUUCGGGAAAUAGUCCACAGCGAGGACCAGUGUUGGGGGAGCUGCCUGAGUUGAGCCUGCCGGACCUGACAGCCUCAGAUAUGUUUUCUCCCGACUCGAACUCUCACCUGGAUCUUUCGAUUACGGCCUCAAGUCACUUGCUGCGCAGCUCUUCGCCAAACGAUCAAUAUGAUCUCAGAGGCGGGCCGUCCUAUCCUCAGGGCCACGUGGCUCGGCCCAGUGAGGGCGCCAUCUCGUUGGACGGGGAAGGGGAGGCGGAUGGCCGACAGCAUGGUCAGACUCAAAAGGCAAUGCUGUCCAAAGCGCUUCAGAAGGCGAAUACGGCUGUGCUUUUGGACAAUGCAGCCAACUUUGAGGGCGCAAUGGAGGCCUAUACAGAUGCAUGUCAACUGCUACAACUAGUGAUGCUCCGUAGCAAUGGCGGAGAUGAAGAAAAACUUAAACUCCAAGAAAUUCGUGACACCUAUAUGAUCCGAAUCACAGAACUCCAGCGCAUGGACUUACCUCUACCAGACAGCGAUAGAAAGGCACUUCCAGAUCGCCCUUUAAGCCAGGAAUCAUACAGCGAAUUCUUCCAAUCUUCAGUAAUGGACGAGUCUCACAUUGAGAGCCAAUAUAGCUCUAAUCACUCCAGCCUUGGCCUUGACGCUUCAAUAGAUGAGGCCAAAUCAUUCCCUUCCGAGUCGCCCCCUCCUCGCCGCCAAUCCUUGAGGCCAGCUGUGUUUGAUGACCAACUACGGUCUGUAGCCAUGCCGAAAAAUCCACAUUCCGGUCGAUCUACUCCUGUGGGGUUAGGUGGCAGCACUGCUUAUCAACAGCAAUAUCUGGAACUCCCCUUGCAGGAGACUGAAUCAACUUCAUGGCUGGACACAAUUGAUGAGUCUGGCGCAUCCUCGCCGUCAUCUGCGAACUCGAAGGCGUCCUCGGUCUACCUGCGGCGUCGAACGAGUCGACGCAUAAGCACUGAUACCGAAGCUGAGUUUGAUGCCGCCCUCGAUGCCGCCGUGGAGGCUGCCUACGAUGAGGCUUUGGCGCCGGUCAUGGAAUACCGAGAGGAAGAAAAUGAUGACAUCGUGUCAAAUGCGCGCAGGAAUAUCGAGCUGGCUAAGCAACGGGUCCGCGAAGCAGAACGGGAGGCGGAGGUCGCAAUGAACCGUGGCCGGGAAAUACGUCGUUUUCAGGAACAAAACAUACUCGAGAAUCCGGUGGAACGACAUUCGGACUACCUCGAUGAGGAGGCGGAGGAGGAAGAGAGACUUUUAGAAGAGAUGACCAAGGGCUACGUUAUGGAUGAUUUUGAGUUUGGUAUACAAUCAAAGUCGGCGCUCCCUCGAGAAUCUGACUCUAGCAACAUGUCUGGAAGGACCUGGGAGAGCUCAGCCGCAUCAAACAUUACGGGCACCGGGACUACCUUAUCCACCCUCACCGAGGACGACAACAUCCUGCCCCCCGAUCAGAGACCAGAGCAAUCUCCUCUUCCGUCUUCUCCCCCGUCUGCCGCCUUGCCUCCAAUCCCCUCUGAAUUCCCUAGUUUACCGCAGCGGAUAUCUCUAUCCCAGCCUCCUCCCCCCGCAAUGGGACCACCUCCUGUUCCAGGAGUCCGGGCGCGGCGACUGUCAGGGCAAAACUCAGGUGAACUGAAGAUCGAAACCAAUACGCGCUCUCGUACCGACUCCAACACCUCGGAUAUCGAAUCAUUCGCAAUUCCCCUGAAAAGUCGCGCACCGCCGCCUCUUCCCAAAGAUGAACACGCUUCGGACCUCUUCAAAGCCCCCGUGUCAAGUUUUCGAGCCAACCUUUACCCCUCGAAGCGUAAUCCUUCAAUUGGGUCCAUCACGGACCAUGCCAAUCUCGCAAAGGCCAGAACUCAUGAAGAUGAUGAGGCUGCUGGGAUUCCCCCUUUACCUGCCUCAGCCCGGCCCAUAGGUAAGGUGCCUUCUGCCCCAGAUGGCCUGGACAGGCUCGGUUCAAAGGCAUUUCGAUCUCGCAAUGUAUCUGUUCCCAAUCCUGAAACGGCACCUGGGUCUCCCACAACUCCGUGGAGUGGUUCAUUCCCAACACUUGACACUCAGAAGGCCAUCAUGAGUGGUAGCGUUCCUGUGAUGCCAACACCCACUGUGACGCAUUUUACACAAAACGGAUUGCCCACCGGUGGCCUUAACCUCUUUGACUGCAACAUUCAUUCUCCCACUGCCUUGGGCCGUCCGAACUCCCUUGUAGCCAAUGCGCCUCUUCCCCUCGAACCGUGUCCAGAAUCCUUUCUGCUCCGCCCCUUCUGGCUUAUGCGAUGCCUGUAUCAGACACUCGCCCACCCCCAUGGCGGCUAUUUGUCUGCAAAACUAUUCAUUCCUCGCGAUGCCUGGCGUGUGAAGAAUGUCAAGAUCAAGGCCGUGGAAGAUAAGGUGUCCAACUGUGAUCUUCUGACGGCGGCGCUGCUGAAAUUAGCCCAGGUGGACACGUACGAUGCCGAUGCCGUCUUGGAAGAAAUGCAAGCGUUUGAGAGUGUCCUUGAUCAGGUCCAGGUUACACUAUCAAAGAAACUGGGUCACGAUGUCGGGGUCCAGACUUCAAUGCCGCUUUUCAGGCCAAAUGCGACAUCAGAGGAUUCUACUCAUCCCGACCCUCCUCCUGCCAGGACCUCAGGUACCUCGAACAAGUCGUACCUCCCAACUUGGAAACGACUUCGGGCAAAGACGUCCGGAAUCGGCACAACUGCCUCCGCUCCCUCGAGCGUACGCGAAAGCAACAAAGAUAAUUUGACACUCAACUCUCUUCCCAUGACGUCGGCACCAACCACUCAUACAAAGCGCAACGUCACCCAGUUAGAGUUCUCGGGCCCAAAUGCCCACUAUAUGGGAGCUUUAGCUCGUCUUUUCGAUGCUGCCCAAGUAAUAGAUCAAAUCGCCCAGCAAGUUGAGGAUCCAGGACUCAAACUCUCAUCGCCAACCCACGUUGGUCUAGAGCUCAGCACACGCCACGCAGCGGAGUUUUUUGGCUUCUAUGUGUGCCGCUUUGCACUGGCUGAUGUGGGCAUGAUGCUUGAUAAGUUUAUCAAGCGAGGCAGUGAAUGGGUAUUGAUCUAA